Molecule: messenger RNA, 3438 nt
Organism: Botrytis fragariae
Lineage: Eukaryota; Fungi; Ascomycota; Leotiomycetes; Helotiales; Sclerotiniaceae
Product: putative eukaryotic peptide chain release factor subunit 1 protein
Exons: 9
Coding region: 1-3438 (1145 amino acids)
Biological process (GO): L-phenylalanine biosynthetic process; cytoplasmic translational termination
Cellular component (GO): translation release factor complex; cytosol
Molecular function (GO): translation release factor activity, codon specific; prephenate dehydratase activity; sequence-specific mRNA binding
Source: RefSeq, a predicted model, not a curated record
AUGAGUGACGCUCAGGCAAAUGAGGCCGAGAAGAAUAUCGAGAUAUGGAAGGUGAAAAAAUUGAUUAAGCGCCUCGAAGCUGCGCGUGGAAAUGGAACCUCCAUGAUUUCUCUCAUUAUUCCGCCAAAGGAUCAGGUCUCCCGUGCGGCGAAGAUGUUGGCAGAAGAAUACGGUACCGCAUCGAACAUCAAGUCUCGUGUGAAUCGACAAUCCGUUCUUUCUGCUAUCACGUCUACCCAACAAAGACUGAAGUUGUAUAACAAAGUCCCGCCCAAUGGAUUGGUCGUUUACUGUGGUGAAAUUUUGACAUCAGAAGGAAAGGAAAGAAAGGUCAACAUCGAUUUCGAGCCCUUCAAGCCCAUCAACACAUCUCUCUACCUUUGCGACAACAAAUUCCACACGGAAGCUCUUGCUGAAUUGUUGGAGUCUGACCAAAAGUUCGGCUUCAUCAUUAUGGACGGAAAUGGAGCCCUCUUCGGUACCUUGAGUGGAAACACCAGAGACGUUGUUCACAAAUUUUCUGUCGAUUUACCAAAGAAGCACGGUCGUGGUGGACAAUCUGCUCUUCGUUUCGCGCGUCUUCGUGAGGAAAAGCGUCAUAACUACGUCAGGAAGGUUGCCGAAUUAGCUGUACAGAACUUCAUCACAGCAGAUAAAGUCAACGUAGCUGGUAUUAUCUUGGCUGGUUCUGCCGACUUCAAGAAUGAUCUUAACCAGUCCGAUUUGUUUGAUAACCGUUUGGCCACAAAGGUUAUUAAGGUUGUUGAUGUUUCUUAUGGUGGUGAGAACGGAUUCAAUCAAGCUAUUGAGCUUUCAGCCGAGACACUUAGCAAUGUCAAAUUCAUUCAGGAGAAGAAGCUUAUUGGAAAGUACUUCGAGGAGAUCAGUCAAGACACAGGACGAAUUUGUUAUGGUGUUGAGGAUACUUUGAAGGCUUUAGAACUAGGUGCUGUUGAAGUUUUGAUCGUUUUUGAGAACCUCGAGAUCAACCGUUGGGUGUUGAAAGAUAGCAAUGGCGUCCAAACAAUUCUUCAUACUACUAAGCAAUCCGAGGCCUCAAACCGAGAACAAUUCAUGGACAAGGAGACUGGCCAAGAAAUGGAAGUCGUUUCCUCGGAAUCGUUCUUGGAAUGGAUCGCCGAGAAGUACAGAGAUUUCGGAACAACAUUAGAGUUUGUUUCAGACAGAUCCAGUGAGGGUAACCAAUUCGUUAAGGGUUUUGGUGGCAUUGGUGGCCUCUUGCGCUACAAGGUCAAUUUUGAACAGUUGGCCGAAGUUGACGACGAUGAUGACUACUACGACGGGAAUGCCCGUCCCAGCCCUCUCCGGUCCGUCAUGACGGCUUCAAUCAACUCCUCUAGCACACCAGCUAUCUCUUUCCUUGGGCCUAUUUCUUCUUAUACUCAUCAGGCCGCUCUUGGACGCUUCGAUAAAGAGAAAUAUGAGUACCAACCAGCCAUUGGAAUACCAGAUGUUUUCGAGGCUGUUCAAUCGGGCAAAGCAGAGUUAGGUGUUGUACCUUUUGAGAAUUCUACAAAUGGAGCUGUGAUCUUUACCUUAGAACUCCUCGCAGAUCGCCAUUCCUUAUAUAAAGAUGUCAUAAUAUGCGGCGAAGCCUAUCUUGAUGUUAGCCACUGCCUGUUAGGUUAUGUUUCGACGGCAGACUCUCCAGUAAUGUCUGGCACUUGUACCCCGACUACAUCCACCCCUUCUCCUGUCAAGCCAAAGACAACGCCGCUGUCUAGUCUCAAUCACAUUCAACGUAUUUACACCCAUCCACAAGCAUACGGCCAAUGCGAGGCAUUUCUAGGAACAUACUUGAAGGGGGUUGAGAGACUGGACGUCAGUUCCACAAGCAAGGCAGCCGAAAUCGUUAAAGCAGAUAAGACUGGUACAAGUGCAGCCAUUGCUAGUUCGCUCGCAGCAGAUAUUCACAAAUUGGAUAUUCUGGCAAAAGGAAUUGAGGAUCGUGAUGAUAAUACUACCAGAUUCCUCAUUUUGCGCAAAGGUGUAGAUACGUCUGCGACAAAGGUUGAUGUUGCCGCUAAGUCGAUGGUUACUUUUACUAUCGAUCAUAGAACACCGGGUGCACUCGCAGAUGUACUGGAUUGCUUCAGGAGAUACCAAGUCAAUUUGACAAGUAUUAACAGUCGCCCAACGAAAAUAGUUCCUUUCCAAUACAUUUUCUUCGUUGAAUUUGAAGGAAAUGAUUUCUGCAUAAAACCUGGCAUGAGGCUCUCCAAUUGCUUCUAUUCUCGAUCAUAUGGUCUUCGUACCAUCAAUCGCUCCUUGACACUACCUGCGCAUACUCGAAAAUCUUCCACGCAGUCAAUUCUCCACAAGGAGCUCACAUCACGCAAGCCCAACAUUAUAUAUGAUUAUUUGUCGCCAACUCCUUCACAUCUUUUAAAUAUAUCUCUAGCGGACUUCCUUCCACCUACAUGCUACCCUGCUAAUUUCAAAGUCCAAGACCUCACCCUUCCGUACACUACUACACUCGGACAUGAGUGUAGUGAUGCAGCACUUCUCCCCCAGUCGCACCAUCUAGUCUAUUUCUCUCCGCAAAUUCCUCACAGUGCUCUACUUCCAGAUGGCACAGAUCCUCUGCAGUCCCCAGGGCCGCCAUUUGUGCGCCGCAUGUGGGCUGGUGGGUCUCUUAUUUUCAAUACUACGAGUGGAGAGCAACUUCGUCUUGGUAACAUGCGAGCAGCUUGUAUAGAACGAAUCGUGGACGUUUCGGUCAAAGGGCGUGAAGGUGACGAGAAAGUGUUUGUAAACAUUGAGAGACGGGUUGGCCUCGCUGAUACCGGAGACGAACUGCGAAUGAAUCCAGAUGCAAAGAGCAGCGCAAUCGUGUCGGAAAAGUGCUCUGUAAGUGAUCGAAAUUACAUGGCCGAUCAACAAUUACUACAACGUCACCAUGUCGAUAACAACGACAACAUCGGACAAGCAUCCUUAGUGGAGACGCGGAAUAUCGUCUUCAUGCGGGAGAAAGACACAACCACUGCCAAAGAAGAUUGCGCUAGGCUUCCAAAGAUCUUGCGGCCCACGCGUAAACCAGAUUUUGAUGUGCGAAUAACACCUACACAAUCCCUUUUAUUUAGAUUUUCGGCCCUUACAUUUAAUGCUCACGCUAUACAUCUGGAUCCUCAAUACUGCCGGGAGUCUGAAGGAUAUAGAAAUCUACUCCUUCAUGGACCCCUUUCAUUGGUGCUCAUGUUCUCCGUCUUGCGAUCACAACUUCAGCCUGGUGAGAUGAUAAAAAGGUUCAAUUACAGAAAUUUGGCUCCACUUUACGCAAAUGAAGAACUAAGAGUCUGUGUGGGGAAGAAUGCCGACAAAAGCAACAAAUACGAAGUGUGGAUUGAAGGAAAGGAAGGCGGAUAUGCUGUCAAGGGGUCUGCGGUUGUUGGACCCCUUGACACUGGUGAUAGCUAG